This is a messenger RNA of Pocillopora damicornis (cauliflower coral), 636 nucleotides long. RefSeq lists its product as uncharacterized. NCBI's taxonomy places the organism in Eukaryota, Metazoa, Cnidaria, Anthozoa, Scleractinia, Pocilloporidae. The record is from RefSeq and is a predicted model, not a curated record.
UGACUAUUACUUUAACUGCAAUGUGGUUACAACGGUGCUGCUCGUACUAUAGGUUUGUGGUACGGACUGUCAAGAGUUAUUUUUGACGAGAAAUAUGCCACUGACUAACAAUCUAUCAGCUUCUUAAAGUUUACCACGUGCAUAGCAGGUGAACUUUGGAAUUGGGCAAGUGAAUGAAAAUUACAUAACUAUUCCAUGCCUUCUAUAUUUGGAGUCGAGUGCGUGUUGGUUCUUUUACAACACCUCACUCUCCAGAAAUGUUUCCCAAAAUGUUAUGUGUCUUCGGAGUGUCUUCAGAACAAUUAUGGUAAUUUUAAAAAAAGUUCCGGCCGAGUGAAAUCCGCGUGUUUUGAAAUUGUUGGAUCCAAACCCCUCUCGCUCGAACCUAGGGUGCUUGCUCAAGGGGCGACUUCGAACCAUCAUAUCAUCGAGCUGGAGAGGUACUUGUCGAAAACGAGUUUACCGUGUGAAGAGAGCAAACCAGUCCGCAGUCAAGAACAUACAGCUCUAUUGAACAAGCUGACAUCAGUAGAAAGUAUCAUGAAAGAGAGGCUAUUGACAUUACCAUUCGAAGAACAAGAGAUGAAAUCAAAGUUAACGGAUAUUAUUGACAGAGAAUAGAAAACAACCGCAUUA